Molecule: messenger RNA, 3039 nt
Organism: Schistocerca piceifrons (Central American locust)
Lineage: Eukaryota; Metazoa; Arthropoda; Insecta; Orthoptera; Acrididae
Product: solute carrier family 35 member E2A-like
Exons: 9
Coding region: 1682-2875 (397 amino acids)
Cellular component (GO): Golgi apparatus
Molecular function (GO): antiporter activity
Source: RefSeq, a predicted model, not a curated record
UCUGCUAUCUGCCGGCUGUGAGCGGAAACACGAAACAUGGCGGCAGUAAAUACCAAAGAAGUUAUGAUAAACUGAGGCUGUGUUGUUUUGUGUAGCCAACGAAAGUGACUAAGUGAGUGAGGCCUUGAUAAGUAUGUGACGGGUGUAAUUGUGCAAAUCUCGCUGUCGAGCCGGCGUGGACGCCCGUGUGAGCGAUGAUGCGUUGGCACGUCAAGGAGGUUUACUGUUACAGUGUUACGCCGACGUGUUGCGCUGAACGGAUAGAAUUAUUGUGACAAUGAAGAUUCAGGCCUGUCAUCAAAUCUUCUCGGACUCUGGAAUCAGUAAUCUUCAUCUUUUCUGACAUGGCAGCAUUCGUACAUCAGUUUAGAGACUCUUUAAAAUCGUGUGCAGUGUAAUGGUGUUGCGGAAAUAAACUUAGGUUACAUUGCUGUAUGUUGAGUUACACGACAUAACCGUCUACAUAUGUGAUUCUGAUACAGUUCAUGGUAAUAGUCUGUAUAAGGGUUGCUCAAAUUAGAAGUCUUAUCUCUCUGAAGCUGUUAUCUUUACUUUACAUUAUAAACUGAACUUCUUUUUAAUUUAAAUUGACACAAGUUUCUCAGUUAAUGUGUCAUGAAAUCUAUCAACAGCAUUUUUCUUUGACUGACAGUAACAUACAGUGUCCAUUCCUUACCAUUUAAGGUAUGAAUAGAAAAUUUGAGAAUAGGUGCUGAUAGUUUACUAGUCAUACAGUGUUUAAAGAUAAUUUAUUGCAAUAUCUUCACAUUCACUUAUAGAUGUGUCUAUUUAAUAGUUUUCUGCAGAACAUAUAAAAAAUGGACAAGAAGAAUACUAUGAUACAUUCCAUUAUCAUAAUUGACAGAGUGGAGGAUUCUAACUGAAGUUGUUAACCUCUGUUCGAAGAAUACACACACACACACACACACACACACACACACACACACACACACACACACACACACACGAUUUAGCAUCAAAUUUUUUGAAUGUCUGCAGUUGUACUUAAAUGAUUUCACGAGAUGGAAUGAAAACUGCUCCCCAUUUAGAGAUAAUUUCUUGCGUGCAUUUUGUGUUUAUUCUUUUUAGUCAGCAUCUGUCCCAAGGGGAAGAUUGUAUAAUUCAUCUAAACAAGGCUGUUAUCUAAUUCACGUGCUGGUGUAAGGCAUGAAACCUUUUAGGGAGACAUUUCACUGUUCAUUAAAUAGGGAGUUGCAACACUUGUACAGAGAGUCACUUAUUUCAUUUGUAAUCGGAUUGUUUUUGAGUGAAGCAUAUUAAGUAUGUGAGUUGUACAGUGUGGAAACAUGUGUUAUGAGAGAAACUUUUGUGAACAUUGCCAGAUAGAUGACUUGGCUGAGAAUACUAGUAUAUUUUUUGCUAGAAAAUAAACUAUACAAAUGGUGCUGUGAUAUUUCAGUGGCUGAAGAGUUUCGAGUAACUCUGGCAGAGUGACGCUGCUAUAUUUUUUUGUCCCUAUCAGUUUUGUGGAAGACAGUGGUGUGAAAAACACAGUGCUCAGUGUUUGUUUGUUUUUGACAUUGGUAUUGUGCUGAUUGAGACUGACAGAUCACCAGUUUCUUUUAAGCGCAGUGUGUCAGAGCGAAACGUGGAAGAUUUUCUCAGUGUUUGUUUUGUCUUGCUAAGUGUGAACUGACCUGUGAGUUCUCAGGGCUUCAAAAUGAAGAACCACCACCACCAUCAGCACGGCUACCACGGCAGUGAAGAUGAUGAAAGUGGCAGUGAUUCGCCUGCCCUCCUCCCACACGCUUCACCCACAGCGAGUCUCCUGCCCGAGGACACUCCACCCCCACACGGCCUUCGUGAUCCCCCGGGCCUCUUGAAUGCCCGGGCCAUGUUCUUCCUUGUCCUGUGGUACUUCUUCAGUGGCUGCACUCUCUUCCUCAACAAGUACAUCUUGUCGUACUUGCAGGGCGACCCCACGGUUUUAGGCACAUUCCAGAUGCUGAUGACGGCAACGUGCGGCUUCGUCCAGAUGUACUUCCCCUGCGGCAUGUACAAGCCCGCGCCGCGAAUGGCGAGGCCGCCCGGCUUCUACUGUCACAUGCUGCUCGUCGGUUGCACCAGGUUCACAACAGUAAUCUUAGGCCUGGUGGCUCUGAACUACGUUGCGGUGAGCUUCACGGAGACCAUCAAGAGCUCCGCACCACUCUUCACCGUCCUCAUCUCCAGGUACCUGCUUGGUGAGACGACGGGCCUGUACGUGGGCCUGUCCCUCAUCCCCGUGAUGGGCGGCCUCGCGCUCUGCUCCGCCAACGAGCUGAGCUUCGACACGCGGGGCUUUAUCGCCGCCAUGGCCACCAAUCUCACCGAGUGCCUGCAGAAUGUAUAUUCUAAGAUGCUCAUAAGUGGAGAGAAAUUCAAAUACACGCCAGCCGAGCUGCAGUUCUACACGAGUGUGGCAUCUGUCGCCGUGCAGGUUCCCGCCUCGCUGUUCCUCGUGGACUUCUCGGGAGUGCGCAGGUCGACAGACCUGGGCCUCUUCGUCUCCUUCGUCCUGAACGGCGUUUUCUUCCAUUUCCAGAGCAUCACCGCGUACGUGCUGAUGGACUACAUCAGCCCUGUAACACACAGUGUGGCCAACACGGUGAAGCGUGCGUUCCUCAUCUGGCUGUCGGUGCUGCUGUUCGGCAACGCGGUGACGAUGCUGUCAGGCCUGGGCACGGCGACAGUGAUCGCGGGCGUGCUGCUGUACAACAAGGCGCAGGACAUCGACCGGCGGAGGCGGCUGCGCCACGGGCCCGGCGAGGAGCAGUUUUCCAUUGGUCCGCUUUAUUCCCUUCUUCAGCAGGGUGUGUUGCUUAUAUUAAACAAAUUCUGCAGGCUGUGUGAGAAGAGCGUGCAGGGCGCGUGACACUUCCCUCGCUAUACCAGUAUUGCUUCGUUUGUAUGAGAUGUUUUUAUUAUUUUCGUAACAAGAAAGAUGUUGGAUGUUGUUGUUGAACUUUGCACAUUUUUGUCAUGAAAUGUUUUAUAGCACAUGGAAGAAAGAACUUUUUGUAAUAAAUGUUCGUUCCC